Acanthoscelides obtectus is the source of this 294-nucleotide messenger RNA. The record is from the annotation of a GenBank genome assembly. NCBI's taxonomy places the organism in Eukaryota, Metazoa, Arthropoda, Insecta, Coleoptera, Chrysomelidae.
AUAGCGUCACUAAAUUAACAAAUUCAAAGUCAAUACUUACGUUAAGUCGUAUUUGGAUUAUUGAAGAACAAAAUAAAUUCAACAGUUCUUUUUAUUAUCAAAUGUAGUCUUGAAAACACAAAUUAUGUGGCAAACGAAAAAUUUACUCAGGUUAGGCGAUUUGUUUAUUUUUGUGCGUGCAGACCUUAAUCUACCAACGACAACUUUCGUACUGAAUAUAAGUGUUCUGCGCGGACGCAGAAAUGAUGUGUAGCGCGCCAGGCAACUACAUCUUGCGGAGCUGCUGAAAUUUAA